Messenger RNA from Cyprinus carpio (common carp), 1323 nucleotides. RefSeq names its product E3 SUMO-protein ligase RanBP2-like. The transcript has 5 exons. Gene Ontology annotation, cellular component: nuclear pore; cytoplasm. The record is from RefSeq and is a predicted model, not a curated record. Gene Ontology annotation, biological process: intracellular transport. Gene Ontology annotation, molecular function: GTPase activator activity. NCBI's taxonomy places the organism in Eukaryota, Metazoa, Chordata, Actinopteri, Cypriniformes, Cyprinidae. The annotation marks the transcript as partial.
CAUCCAAAGGGGUUUAGAUUCAGUUUUAAAUCUAUUCUCAGUCCCUCUAAGUCUCCAUCUAAGCUAAACCAGAGCCAGGCUUCUGUUGGUACAGAUGAUGAGCAAGAAUCAUCGCAGGAGGAACAGCGAGAUGAUCAGUACUUUGAUCCUGUUGUGCCACUGCCUGAUCUUGUUGAGGUCUCAACAGGAGAAGAGAACGAGCAAGUCCUAUUCAGUCACCUGGCCAAAUUAUACUGCUAUGAUAAAGAUCUUAGUCAGUGGAAGGAACGAGGUAUAGGAAACCUUAAAAUACUGCAACACUAUAAAACAAAACGUACCAGACUCGUGAUGAGACGGGACCAGGUCCUCAAACUGUGUGCAAACCAUUGGAUUGCUUCAAAUAUGAACCUUGAGCCCAUGAAAAGAGCCGAGAAAGCAUGGAUCUGGAAUGCCUUCGAUUUUUCUGAAGGGCAGGGCAAGGUGGAACAGUUAGCAGUCCGAUUUAAACUGCAGGAAACUGCAAAUGCUUUCAAAGAGGUCUUUGAAGAGGCAAAGACUGCACAGGAAAAAGACACUCUGCUCACCCCAUUUUCUGCAUUUUCUAAACCGGAUAAAAGACCUGGGGCAAAGCUUGGCACUCAAACCACCAAGACUGUGGUCUCUCCUCAUAAGUUUGUUUUUGGGUCAGACGCUGUACAAAAGAUCUUUGGAAGCCCUUCACCAUCAAAAGAAAAAUCUCCUGUUAUGAUUCCCAGUUCAAAAGAUGAGAAAACAGGUGCCUCAAAACUGAAAACCUCUGGACCAGCAGUGUCCAGCCAGUCUUUCAGCAUACCAACAAGAGAUGAUGAUUUCUCGUGGUCAGGUGCAGGAGCCACAGUCUCUGGAAACACAGUGAAAGAAAUCUCUCUGCCAGAGGUGGAGGUGAGGUCCGGUGAGGAGGAUGAGGAGAUCCUGUUCAAAGAAAGAGCCAAACUCUACCGCUGGGAUCAUGAGGUCGACCAGUGGAAGGAGCGCGGUGUGGGAGACAUCAAGAUCCUCUUCCACCCUGUGAAGCAGAUGUGGCGCGUGCUGAUGAGACGCGAGCGGGAGCUAAAAGACUGCGCCAAACACAUUAUCAGCCAGAGCAUCGAGCUAAAGCCCAUGAAAACCUCGGCUAACGCGCUGGUGUGGACCACUACAGACUACUCAGAGGGGGACGGGAAAGUCGAGCAGCUGGCAGUCAAGUUCAAGACUCCACAGCUGGUGGAGUCCUUCAAACAAACCUUCACUGACUGCCAGAGUCGCAUGUUGCAGACUGACGCUGCUCAGAUGUCUGAUUGAGAGGCGCUGUCUCAGAGACUCAAA